Phytophthora sojae is the source of this 978-nucleotide messenger RNA. RefSeq lists its product as hypothetical. Bases 1 to 978 code for a protein of 325 amino acids. The record is from RefSeq and is a predicted model, not a curated record. Lineage: Eukaryota; Oomycota; Peronosporomycetes; Peronosporales; Peronosporaceae. The transcript is spliced from 4 exons.
AUGUGGUCUUCGCGAGAAUUCGUGGAUUUCAUUCCUGCGGUGGUCUCUCUCACUGUCGAUCUUUUCAGUGCGCUCUUUGUUUCCGUGUUUAUCUCCUCUGCCGGGCCUCUCUAUCUUUCAUUUCUAUUCAUUGCAGUAUUAGACCUGGGAGAGGCUGCUCUGGAACUCCGCGAAGUACAAACGAAUGCAACCGCCGUAUUGAAGAAUCUUCAGGAUCAAGGAGAUUCCUCCGAUUCGUGUCGUGCUAAAGCGAAAAAACUGGAUAAAAGCUCGGAGAAACCUGAUCUGCUGGCAAAGAUCACUGCGGUGACUCAGAAUCCGACUGCGUUUGACGUGGUAUCGAUGAAGCGUACUCGGUUGUGGGCGUGUUUGCCGCACACUUUGACCAGUGAUCAAGCCAAACAGUUUAGUGGCGUUAGAGGCAUUGGGUUUAUACCGUUGAACAGGUCUCUUAUCGUUACGAAAAGCGGAUGGAUUCCCGUCAAGACAGAAUCUAAACACAAGUCGACAAGCUCGGUCAAAACCAAAUCUAACGAUAAUAAGACUAAGAGUGGUGAAAAUUCGAGGCGAUUGGUGGUGCAGAGUCUACAACUACUUUUCCAUUGCGAAUAUCUAGCAUGGGUGGAGUACGUUGAGUGUGUUGUUCCGCUAGUGUUCGUCACAUACAAGCUGGUGCUCCAUCAGCUUCCUAAUGCUGCUUACUACCCCGAUACCCAAGGUGACUGGAACACAGCAGCUCUCAUCAAUAUGCUGGUGUUUGCUGCUCUCGAAGUUGGGUCGCUUCUGCUGUUGCAUCAUUCUCUCCAGCGCAAGUUUGCCUUCUCCCCGUUGUAUCAGCUUGCUUUUGCGCUUGAAACGCAAAUGUUUCUGGUCCAGGCAGGUCUCUUUCUCGAAAUUGUGGUCUUACUACCGUACGAGCUGGUACAUUUCGGUGCGGAUUUUACUUUCCAGUUCGAGUGGCUUCAUCCUAGAAAAUAA